GAUGACUAAGUCGAAACCGACUAGCGCAAAGGUUUUAAAAGAAGGCGAAUUUGUCCCUCCUGAUGGAGGGUGGGGAUGGAUGAUCAUAUUCGCGGCUGGAUUUUCUAAUCUAUCCGCGCUGCCCAUGCUCCAGCAAUUCGGGCUACUUUUUCGGGACAAAUUCGCUCGCCUCGGCAUUACCAGCUCACAAACAACAACCAUCAUCAACAUGAAUUCCGCGCUGACGUCUUGCGUCGGGUUAGCAAAUGGUCCUGUGUUUAAAACAUUCAGCUAUCGACAAGUGUCGCUGACUGGAGCCAUUGUGGUGUUUAUAGCUUUGUUGUUGACAACAUUUUCUUUUAACUUCACCACAUAUCUUAUAAGCUUUUCAAUACUAUACGCUUUAAAACUGGAACAAUACCUAAAGGAAACUGAAGAUGAAAAUGAAGCUGAACAAUCAAAGUUCAUUACUAAUAAUAAUCAAACCAUUGAUAAAAUUCUCGAAGAGGAAAAGGAAGAUGAAGAAGAAGACCCUUUAGAAAACCUAACGUUUUGUGAAAAAGUUGCAAUAUUCUUUGAUUUAGAUCUUUUAAAAGAUUUCACAUUUAUCAAUCUAAUGCUUGGAAUAACACUCGCAAAUUUUAACGAAUUAAAUUUUUCAAUUCUUACUCCAUUUAUUUUAGGAGAUUAUGGAAUGACAAAAUCCCAAAUUGCAUUCUUUAUGUCACUUUUGGCCGGAGUGGAUAUUUGUGUGCGCUUUUGCAUACCUUUUGUGGCUGGCAAAAUCGGUUGGGAUAAUAAUUCAUUCUUCUUAUUUGGGGUUAUGUCAAUGGCCAUGGGAAGAGUCGUGUUAGCUUAUUGUCAAGAUUAUACUAUAGUACUCUUGGUCGCUGUUAUGAUUGGUUUCGGGAAGGGUUUACGAACAGUAUUCAUGGCCCUCGUCAUCCCCACUCAUGUUCCGCUCCAAAAACUUCCUGGCGCUACCGGUAUACAACUCUUGACAGCUGGAAUCGUUUAUCUUAGCUUGGGUCCCGUUGUUGGUUGGAUCAAAGACAACACGACUACUGCAGUGACAUUGCAUUGUUUGAACAUUUUCACUUGGCUCACAGCCAUCUCGUGGGGCUUGGAAAAAUAUUACAUCAUACGAAAGCAGAAUGCAAUCGAUGCAGAAACUGUCAAAUCGUGAUAUUACAAUAUUAAAAACUGUAUUAGAUCCAAUAAAAAUAGUUUUAAACGAUGUUUCUUUUCAUUUCCAUUGUUCGGGAUUUUAUGUAAAUGCCAUAAGUGAAUAAUGCCGAAUACGGCCUAUUAACCAAUAAUGUUGAUUAGUGUGGCCA
This is a messenger RNA of Zerene cesonia (dogface butterfly), 1316 nucleotides long. RefSeq lists its product as uncharacterized. Gene Ontology annotation, biological process: monocarboxylic acid transport; transmembrane transport. Gene Ontology annotation, molecular function: monocarboxylic acid transmembrane transporter activity. Lineage: Eukaryota; Metazoa; Arthropoda; Insecta; Lepidoptera; Pieridae. The coding region runs from base 2 to 1165 and encodes 387 amino acids. The record is from RefSeq and is a predicted model, not a curated record. The transcript has 6 exons.